Messenger RNA from Candida albicans SC5314, 2694 nucleotides. RefSeq lists its product as uncharacterized. Gene Ontology annotation, molecular function: DNA binding. Bases 1 to 2694 code for a protein of 897 amino acids. NCBI's taxonomy places the organism in Eukaryota, Fungi, Ascomycota, Pichiomycetes, Serinales, Debaryomycetaceae. Gene Ontology annotation, cellular component: nucleus. The transcript has a single exon. The record is from RefSeq and is a predicted model, not a curated record.
AUGGAAAUAACUGGUCUGGAAGAUACAUUAAAAUCUCCAGAAAUUGAAUCAAAUGAUGGAAAUAAAAAGGUUGGCAACAAUCUAUAUUCAACUACACCUAGUUCCUUGUUCAAUGUAUUGACAGGAAACCAAAAUACCAAAAAGAACACAAGCACUUCAAAAAUACGAAAGGACAAAGACCAACUGUAUGGCGGCGAUGAAAAAGUAGUGAAUGGAACCACUGAAAAACUAGAAAACCGUCCUACAUCUUUAACUUCGAAGGAUAUUUUCAGAAUAUACCGAGAGAAAGACAAACAGAAGUACACGCUUCCAGAUGAUCAAGAACCACCGGUACAUCAUCAACCCCACGAGACACAUCAAGCUUUUCCCAAGGAUAUGAUUUGCAACUCGUUGGAAAUUCUGGAUUUCACGGCCGACAUUGAGUCCAAAAUAUUUGCUAAUAAGAAAUCAACCACAGUGAAAGACUUGUUUAACAAUUUUAGACCAAAGAAAGUUGUUACCAUUAAAUUGUCACCCCAAAUACUAAAGAAUAUUUCUCCAAAUCCUUCAAAUAUUAACCUUUCCAAAGAUUCGAGUACACUUCCUGAUUCAAGACCUGCAUUUACUGCCCAAGAUAUCUUACAACGCAGAAAGCAUAUAUUACCGGUUCAUAAUACAGAGAAAGCAGCCACAAAAAUUGAUAGCCAAUUGCAUACUUCAGAUAUAGAACGGAAAAUCUAUGGAUCAAAGCCCAAAUCUAGUGUUCAAGAUAUACUAAAGCGUGAAAGAAAUGAACAUCAAAUAAUAAAACCACAACCAGUACCAAGGCCAACAUAUUUCAUUACUUUGAAAGUAAAUUCAAAGCAUCUAGCUGAAAUUAAACAAUAUGACAACCCACUAAUAACAAAAGGAAACAAGAGCAAUACCAAGGGCAAAACAGGUGCUUCUUUAUUUGCUAGUAUGAUGCAGGCAAGCAAAUCUGCCACCAAGUUAGAAUCUAUGCAACAAUUGAAAAACACCAUAAUACUACCAAAAGCCUUGAAAAGGGAAGAGUUCCAUAUCUAUGAAAAAGAAGUUUUAAAUCCUAGGAAGCUUUUAUUGGAAGAAAGGAAUAGAAAUGUCCGCUGUGAUGUUGACACCAAAAUUUUUGAAUCUUUUACCGAUUUAUUCACGAGGGAAUUGACUUCUAGAUAUCACUAUCAGAUCAAAGAUAAAAUUGACUUGAGACAGUAUGCACUGUCCAAAUUACCAAACUUAUCAAGAUCACCAGCUCUUGAGUUUGUUUUUGAUAUGAUUGGCCAACCCAAGCAAGGAAUGUGGACAGAGACAUUUAAACCACAAAAAAUGAAUCAGUUACUCAUACAUAAACAGAACAAGAAUGAUAUUUAUAAUUGGAUUUCUAAUUCUUUUCUUAAACUAAAAUCUCAAGCACCAAUAAAGAAUAUCAAACAAAAGAUAAAGCAAAGGCGUCAGGAAUCCUUCAUUGUAUAUGAUUACGAAGACGAGGAAACUGAAGAAGAAGUUUAUUCUCCGUUUCUAAUACUCCAAGGAUCGUGUGGCUCAGGAAAAUCUACGGCCGUGUUUACUGCUAUGAAUGAAUUAGAUGGGUUUGUUCAUGAAAUCAACACUGGUCAAAAUAGAGGCCGUAAGGACAUUUUUGCCAAUUUAAAAGAACUUUGUACUACGGAAGUUGUGCGUGAUACUAAAGAGUUCCAUAGAGGAGUGAUUUUGCUUGAAGACGUAAAUGUUUUGUUUGAACAAGAUAAAACGUUCUGGCUGGUAGUUCAGGAAGUUAUCAAUAUCUCCAAAAGACCAAUUGUUUUGACAUGCGAGGAGAUUUGGAAUAUCCCUAAAAACUUGAUUGAGUUUGCUCAGCAUGACGAGUCCAUUAUUUUUAUGGAUGAUUAUGUGAUUCUGAAAAACUUGGUUGUCGAUUAUCUUUGGUUAUGUUGCUUAGUCUACAAUUGUGAUGUAGCCCGGGAUAUCCUUGUAGAAAUUAUUGAUGAUAAUUGGAAUGGACACAAUUUCGAUAUUCGAGGGUGUCUUAUGAAUUGUCAAAUUAUGUGUCCCAAUCGACCUGAAAGUUUAACUGUGGUUACCAGGGUGUCUGACUCGUCAACGAAAAAAGCGUUGGAAAACAUUAAUGACGUUUCACAUCUACUUGAUAUCAAUUCUUGUAGUGAUGUCAUUGGAGUAAAUUCUAUUUCCCAGUUAGCACAUACAUUACAAUUGAACGAAUUGGAUGAUGUUUACUGGGUAGAUGAUUCCCGUAAUCAUACAUUACCGUAUGAGUUGAAUAUAGGAAAGAAGUUGAAUCACAAGUUGGAAGGAUUUGAAUUGGACUUUUCUGUCCCUGAACGAAAAUUUUUAAUGAAUGAUUUGAGAUAUGAAGCAAAUAGAUUCAUUGGAUCGAGAAUGAAGUAUUUUUCUAAUAGUGAAUUCAGGAGAUCAACUAGAUCUGGUGGUGGUGAGUCUAAUGCACACUUAGAUACUAUAGGAAUCCCUGAUACAUCGUUUUUGAACCAUAUUGCAAAUAGUUCGUUUAUUCUCGAUUUGCUCCCAAUGGCAAGACUUUGGAGUCAGUUCCAAAACAAUAUUGAUCAGCUUGAAAAAGAAGUCCUAGCGGAAGGCAAGCCUAGUAUUAAAAGAUUUCUCAGAUAUCGAGACUUUUGUCAUAAAACUACAUUAGACGCCACCAUGAAUAGAGAUUUAUAA